AUGGACGGGUUCGGUUCGGACUUCUCUGCGGGAGGAUCAGGGGGUAAACUGGAUACUGGGACGAUUAUGGAGCAGGUUAAAGUCCAGAUAGCUGUGGCUAACGCACAGGAGCUUCUACAGGUAAGUCAAUGGACUCAGGCUAGCUGCUAGGCUAGCACAACUCACCUAGCAUAAAGUGUGAAGUUAUAGGUGAACCGUAAAAGCUCCUGGACUCCUAGUCAAUGUUAAAGAUGUUUACAUAUGUAUAUUUCACCACCGUUACAUUGUGUCGUCUAUAGACACAGCUACACAGGCUUGUCAUUGAAAUCCCGCACACCCACAUCCACUGACACUGACUACUACAUGUAGAUUUAUACUUUAUACUUUAUAUUUAUAACUUUACCCUGAGUGUUGCCCUUUAAAAUAUCAAACUAAUUCUCAAACUUAAUGAUGUCUUUUGCUAUAUUUCACCAUUUAGUGACAAACUAUAAAAACAUUGUCCUUGUGUUUCAGAGAAUGACGGAUAAAUGCUUCAAGAAGUGCAUAGGUAAACCAGGGAGCACGCUAGACAACUCUGAGCAGGUAUGUAUAUACCCUAAUCAUGAUCUGUACAUAGAAAUAGCAGAUCAAUUGCUGUGUUAAGAGUCCAUUCAUUUAAAAAAGUCAGUUUUUAACAGUAUUACUUGCAUUCAAACACUAGUUCUCUAGUGUUGGACACCAGUGAGGAAUUUUGUGUCUCCUUCAGUCAUUUGAUAGUAAAGGCCUAGGGGUUGUAAGAGUUGAACUGAUGGCAAAUAAAAUCAAAAAUGUUAUUUUCAGAGAGUAAACAUUAUUUUAUGCUGCAUAUUUCUAUAUUAGACAACUUAUGAUGAAAAUGAUUGUGGACUAAUUUACAAAUUCAUGAUGUGUCCCUCCUACAGUUGUCAUUUUUCUCACACUCUUUCUCACAGAAAUGUCUCGCCAUGUGUAUGGACCGGUACAUGGACUCCUGGAACAUCGUAUCCAGAACAUAUAACUCUAGAUUACAGAGAGAAAGGGCUCGCAUGUGA
Molecule: messenger RNA, 1028 nt
Organism: Xyrichtys novacula (pearly razorfish)
Lineage: Eukaryota; Metazoa; Chordata; Actinopteri; Labriformes; Labridae
Source: the annotation of a GenBank genome assembly